Messenger RNA from Panicum virgatum (switchgrass), 633 nucleotides. RefSeq lists its product as uncharacterized. The transcript is spliced from 4 exons. The record is from RefSeq and is a predicted model, not a curated record. NCBI's taxonomy places the organism in Eukaryota, Viridiplantae, Streptophyta, Magnoliopsida, Poales, Poaceae. Bases 76 to 495 code for a protein of 139 amino acids.
GUCCUUUCGACAUGCCCUGACAACUUGCAUGAUCAUACUCAAAGAGAGACAACAUCUCCGGUUACAAAGGAGUGUAUGUCGGCGCAACUUCUACAAACGGAGUCUGGACAGUCGGAUGCCACUGAUAACUCCAUCACAGAAGUAUCACCUUUGUUGACAGUGGUACCUAGUCAAGAGGCGCCUAGUCAGACCGUGACAUCAACUGGAUUCAUGACGCCAGUCACUAAAGUCUCAGCGGACGAGUUGAUGAUGGAGAGAGCUAUGAGGUGUACUGCGGAACGAAACUUGGAUGGCCCGAUAGUGCAUCAGCACAGGGGUUCGGCUCAACCCACUCCGACACAUUUCUCUGCGGGUGAUCUACUCUACAACACACUGGCUACGCACGUGGGCUAUCCUUCAGCUGUCUACCUCGCAGGACGUCCUUGUAGCGGUGUCUCAUUUUUUGGAGCAGGUGGCCAAGUAUUUUUUUGCCCGGGCACAUGGGUGGCGGUCUAGUCUUAGGAUUGAUAGUCAUUAGUUUGUCCGGUUUUGUAAGACUUUUGUAGGCUGUGUGCUUUUUCGGCAGAGGUCGGGAAAAUUUUAAAACGAUGUAUCACCUUGAUGUAUCACUUUGAAAUUAAUAAAGUUCCCUUU